UGUGUGUGUGUGUGUGUGUGUGUGCGUGUGUGUGUGCUCGUGUGUGAGACAGAGCAGUCAGUGAGCAGAAAGACUGGAUGUUUGAAGCUGAACACAAGCUCUGGACUCUCAGAGGUUACAGUGUUUGUGCAAGAACUGAACGCAGUAACUACAGUAUGGGACCUACUUCCUGGAGCCUUUGUAUUCUCUUCUGUGCUUGGACAUGGGGGCAAAGUAUGGGCUUUUCACGGAGACGGAGGGCCUGGGAGGAAAAGGGAGAUGAUGGUCCUAAAAAGUGCUCAUACACCUUCCUGGUCCCUGAGCAGAAGAUCACAGGGCCCAUCUGUGCAAGCCGUGGACCCUCACUUCCAGACAAGGAUCGCGUAAACAGGAUGGACAUAGCAGAUGUCCGUGAGCUGAUGUCUAAGCAAAGACGUGAGAUAGACACCCUGCGGAUGGUGGUGGAUGUGGAUGGCAACAUGGUCAGUGAGAUGAAACUUCUGCGUAAGGAGUCUCGCAACAUGAAUUCCCGUGUCACACAGCUCUACAUGCAGCUUCUGCAUGAGAUCAUUCGCAAGCGGGAUAAUUCGCUGGAGCUUGCACAACUUGAAAGCCGCAUUCUCAAUGCCACAACAGAGGCUUUGCGGCUCUCUUCCCGCUACAGGGAUCUCGAGGCCCGAUUCUCCACCCUUGCUGCUGUGGUUAAUAACCAGUCCGUUCUGAUUGGUGCUCUGGAAGAGAGGUGCCUGCAGGUGUAUGGGAAUCACAGGCAGGAGCCACUUCCUCCGCCUCUGGUUCAGGUGGUUCCAGAGAACAUUCCAGUGCAAGUACCCCGUUUUUCCAAUGAGAUCCAGAGGGUCCACAGUCGGGCUUUCCCCAGAGAGAGAGGUUCCAGAGCAGGACCAGAACCCACUGAAAGUACACUGGAACUCAAGCGACCUCUGAGUGGCAACUUUAGCUCUGAAGGUCCUUUCCGUGACUGCCUUCAUGCUAUGCAGGCUGGACAAGCCACUAGUGGAAUGUACCUUCUUAAACCAGAUGAAAGUGCCGGGCUGAUGCAAGCAUGGUGUGAACAAGAUGUGGACAAUGGAGGCUGGACCAUCAUCCAGAGAAGGAAGGAUGGAUCUGUUAACUUUUUCAGAAACUGGGAGAGUUAUAAGCAAGGUUUUGGCAACAUAGAUGCCGAACACUGGCUGGGUCUGGAGAAUAUUUACAACUUAGGCAAGCAGGGAGAUUACAAGUUGCUGGUGGAGCUUCAGGACUGGAUGGAAAAGAAGGUGUAUGCAGCCUACAGCAGCUUCCAUCUGGAACCUGAAAGUGAAGGGUACCGCCUGCGUCUGGGCACUUACCAAGGCAAUGCUGGGGAUUCUUUAACCAGCCACAACGGCAAACAGUUCACCACGCUGGAUCGAGACAAGGAUGCUUUCUCAGGAAACUGCGCUCACUUCCAUAAAGGAGGUUGGUGGUACAACGCAUGUGGUCAGACCAAUCUCAAUGGUGUGUGGUACUCUGGCGGUGUGUAUCGCAACAAGUUCCAAGACGGCAUCUUCUGGGCAGACUAUGGAGGAGGAUUCUACUCCAUGAAAGCUGUGCGCAUGAUGAUCAGACCUAUUGACUGAAGCAGAAACAAAUCAAAACCUGAACUAUGUGUGACAGAUCCGUCUCAGUGCGAUUGCACUGACAAAACAGGAACUUUAGAUGAGCUGGGGGAGAAUUCUCGAAUCUGCUUUUAAGUAGCUAAACUUUAUCAGCUUUACAAAACCAGAUCUUUGGAGGUUCUCCUGCACACAAGGCCUUGUGUCAAACUGCAUCAUGAUUAGACACUAAAUCAAAAGUGCAUGGUUGUAUUUCUCCAUAGGGGACUGUUAAUAUGUCAUUGUGGAUAGCUUAGUGAUUGUUUGUGAAAUCAUUCAUUUUUUUUCUUUUAUUAUCCUUCCUCUUUUCCUGCCGGGGGUUGUGGUCAUGACAGCCCAAGAAGGUCAGCAGAUGUUUAAAUGUAAUAAAUUUUUUAUUUGUAUAGCACUUU
This is a messenger RNA of Tachysurus fulvidraco (yellow catfish), 2005 nucleotides long. Its product is annotated as angiopoietin-related protein 1-like. Gene Ontology annotation, biological process: cell surface receptor protein tyrosine kinase signaling pathway. The record is from RefSeq and is a predicted model, not a curated record. The transcript has 5 exons. NCBI's taxonomy places the organism in Eukaryota, Metazoa, Chordata, Actinopteri, Siluriformes, Bagridae. The coding region runs from base 78 to 1598 and encodes 506 amino acids.